GCUGGGCGUCCUGUCUUGCCCUGUCCUAUCCUGGCCUGCUGUGCCCUGCCCGGAGGGGACGGGAGAGAACAAGAGGCAACAACAAAGGUUUUGUUACCAUGGUUUCAAAAAGGAAAUUGUCAAAAGUUGAUGAUUCUGGAGAGAGCUGCAAGGCAGAUUUGCCAAAAAUUAAGAAGUCACGGCUUUCUGAUAAGGAAAAUGCCUCUGCCCUCUGUGGAUUGGAGAAUGAGGGAGUCUUUGAAGAGCUCCUUAGGACAGCAGGAAUUGUGCUGAAAGCUGGGGAGGGACAGAAUGAAAUAGCUGUUGAUCAAAUGGCUUUCCAGAAGAAGCUCUGCCUGGCCCUGGAGAAGCACCCUACUUACCCAGGUGUUGUGAAGCAGUUCAUCAGUGGCCUGGAAUCUCACAUCAAGGAUAGGAACCAGUUCAAGAACUGUCUCUUGCCGUGCACUCCUGUACGGACUGAAGGGUCAAGGAAUCUGGUGCACUCAUAUUGCGAAAGCCUCAUUAAACUGCUUCUUGGGAUUAAGAUCUUACAGCCUGCUGUCAUAACGCUGUUAUUGGAAAAGAUUCCUGAAUUCUUUUUUGACAUUGUGGGCACCUUUGGAACAAAUUUCCCCCGGCUCAUCGUCAAUCAGUUCAAGUGGCUUGACAAGCUCCUUGACAGCCAGGAUCUGGUCAAGAAGUUAAUGCAGAUGGUUAGUGUCUCUCCAGUACCAAUCCAGCAUGAUAUUAUCACCAGUUUACCUGAGAUCCUGGAGGAUUCCCAGCAAAGUGAGGUUGCCAGAGAGCUCAGCUGCUUGCUGAAGCAGGGCAGACGGCUGACAGUUCCAAUCCUGGAUGCUCUUUCUCGUCUGGAUCUUGAUGCAGAACUUGUGGCUGAGGUGCGAAAGUCUGCCAUGACCAUUGUGCCAUCUGUAAAACUGGAAGAUUUGCCUGUAGUAGUAAAAUUCAUCCUCCAAAAUGUCAAGGCAGCAGAUGCAGUAGAG
Malurus melanocephalus (red-backed fairy wren) is the source of this 986-nucleotide messenger RNA. Its product is annotated as Fanconi anemia group D2 protein-like. Gene Ontology annotation, cellular component: nucleus; condensed chromosome. NCBI's taxonomy places the organism in Eukaryota, Metazoa, Chordata, Aves, Passeriformes, Maluridae. Gene Ontology annotation, molecular function: DNA polymerase binding. The record is from RefSeq and is a predicted model, not a curated record. The transcript is spliced from 11 exons. The annotation marks the transcript as partial. Gene Ontology annotation, biological process: double-strand break repair involved in meiotic recombination; homologous chromosome pairing at meiosis; mitotic intra-S DNA damage checkpoint signaling.